UAUGUUGAAAUUUUGGGCAUUUUGUUCCACUUCAUGCUGAAGUUUUAACAUCCUGAACGGAACAGAAACUUCCACACUCAGCACAGCUCUUCUAAUUGCUCCGUGAAGCUGAUUAGAGUUAGCUCUGAAGCCUCCAUCCAAACAGUUGCUGUGUUCUAACAACAUCUCUCACAUCAGGAUCUUAAAGCACUUUGCAGUCACCGAUCAUCCACUCGUGGGAAAGAGGGACAAAGGUGGUCUCCCCCUCCUGCAGUGCCAUUAAGGGGCUGCAGUCCCCCCUCCAGGCACGGAGCAGCCCAGCCCUCCCCGAGCUGCGAGUGGAUGCUGACAGCUCCCCAUGAUGUGAUAUUCCAGAGCUGAAGUCCUUUGACAUCACCGUUGGAAAUUGGUCCUAGGAAAGUUCUUUUCGGAUGGAAACUGCGGCAGGAGUCAGCACUGUUGUUUGAAAAGUUGAACAAUUACAGGGAAACUCGCUUACUUCUGGAUGUUAAAAUCGGUCGGUGCAGCCCUCUGAAAUGAGGGAUUGAUUAAUGAGGUGCAGCGCUGACAAAAGCCUGGAGAAAUGUUCUUAAAGCCGAGCUGGCACGUUGCGUCAUUUCUGGCAGCCGGAGGGUUGGUGUAACCUUCCGUAGGAUCAGUGCAGGGCCUGGGAACCUCGUGUAGCUGCUGGAAAACACUGCUGUCCUAUGGGCUGUAAGUGCAAAACCAGGUGAGGUGGAACCUGCAGUGUGUGGUGGGAUGGCACCGGGCACGGCUGCCUGGCCACGGCACUGCGGGCAGGAGGCGGAAGGGUCCCUUCCCAUCUCCUGCUUAUUUCCAUGGGUAGGCAGAGCAAUUCCAUCGCUUCCGUCCGCCAGGAAGAAGAGGAGCUGCCGGAACGGCUCACAUCUGGUUUUGUCGUUGGUGGGAUGACAAAAGAGAAAAACCCUUCCAGUUGUUCUGCAGGAGCACGGGUGCAGCGCAGCGCCUGUUCCAGCGCAUGGCCGCGUGCCACAUCUGUGUUUUUGCUUCACUGGAACAGCUGUUAGGAUUUUUCUGGUGCCAAGGAGAUAAUCUGACUUCAGGGAAAAUCUUACUCUGAGAGGGAACGAUUGUGGAAGGAGGCACGCUGAGCUCCUGUGUGGGCUGCCUUGGCAAUGGAGCCUGGCGAGGGAAGGAGCAACCUCUGAGCUGACCUUUAGCUCGACCCCAGCCAUCCAGCACACAGGUGCCUUCAGCCAGAGGGCUAAGAGACCCUACAGCCCCUAUGGAUGGAGAAGGAAGGAAGUAGAGCAGUGGAGGAUUCAGCCUGCAGCCUUCUAGAGGCUGUGCAUCGAGAGCUGGAAAUGCAACAGCAUGGGGUGUGUGGGAUGCAGGCAGAACCCUGGCUGUGCAAGAGCCUCAUCGGACAGCUGGAAGGUGCAGGGGCAGCUCUGUGUCCACAGCCAGGUUGCUGCAUUCUCUGUCAGCAGCGGACACCAGGCUUGGCCAGGGGUUCUGCAUGCUAGAGCUGCCUUUGCUUUCAGUGGGCAGCUGUACCUGGGUGCAUUUGGUGCAGAUCCAGAUCAGAUCUGCUAAUGGAAAAGGAGAUCUGCAAUCAUUCAGCAGCACAUCUCCUGCCCACGAUGGAUUUUGCACAGGCAAAUGGCAGUUCCCACACCAGGAGAUGGAACUGAGGGCUGUGCAGGAGCACCGUGACUGCCUCACCAAGCAGAAUCAUAGAAUGGCCCGAGUUGAAAAGGACCAGGACGAUCACCCCCUGCUAUGUGCAGGGUCACCAACCAGUAGAUCAGGCCACCGGUGCUCAGCUGGCCCAGGACGCAGCGCGCUCUGCUGUGUCCAUCUGCUCUGAUCAUAACCCAAACAGCUUCAACAAACACAAGCUACGAUUCCAGAGCUUCACAGGAGUCGAUAACGCUAUCUGUGCAAGGCACUGGGCGAGGUGCAAGGGGUGGAAACGUUCCCUUCGGCACGGCACCUCUUUUCCCAAGCAGAGCUCCUUGCGGUGCGCGGAGCGCAACCAGAGCAGCGCAGCGAGCAGCCGGGGCAUCGCGCCUUGCGGUGCUGGAGCUCCGUGGACCGAAAGCUUCGUGCCCAGGACUUGGGACGGGGGCUCCGGACGUCGGGGCUCCGCGCACGGCGGUAGCGGAGCUCGGCGCAGCCUCGCAGUGCCGCGGAAGCUCCGCCCGCCGGGUGCCGUCCGGCCGCGGUUGCGCAGUCGGUGCGCGGAGCGCCAUGAGCCGGGAGAGGCUGCGUGCGGUGCGGGACCGCGUGCGGUCCUUCCCCGACUUCCCCGUGCCUGGAGUGCUGUUUCGCGACAUCAGCCCCCUGUUGAAGGAUCCUGUAGCUUUCAAGGCUUUGAUUGAUCUUCUGGAAGAUCACCUGAGGGCCUCCUUCCCCAAAGUCGAUGUCAUUGCAGGUCUGGACUCCCGUGGCUUCCUCAUAGGCCCCCCCCUGGCUCAGAGACUGGGAGUUGGCUUCGUGCUGAUCCGAAAGAAAGGGAAACUGCCCGGCCCCACCGAGUCCAUCUCAUACGCCCUGGAAUAUGGCAAGGCUGAACUCGAAAUCCAGAGCGAUGCUGUGGAAGCAGGACAGAAAGUGGUCGUUGUGGAUGACUUGCUUGCAACUGGAGGUACGAUGUGUGCAGCCUGCAAGCUGCUGGCGAGGCUGAAGGCUGACAUCCUGGAGUGCCUGGUGGUCAUUGAGCUGAAGGGCCUGAGGGGAGCAGCCAAGCUGGAGGCCAUCCCCUUCCACUCCCUGCUGCAGUACGACUGAAGCUGCUGGCUGCUGCAGCACCUCUCAGGUUGCAGGUGGUGACUCUGGCUUGAUGUCACGAUGGGGUGGGCAGGAGGACCUGCACUGAAUUUUGCACAAGAAGCUUGGAAGCUGGAAUCCUAUUCAUUUGCCAAGCCACAGAUCAAAGCAUGCUUAGUGCACAGAUCCUUUCUUUUUUUUUUUUUUCGUGUUCAUCUCUUUGGGGAGGGGGAGACCAGAAUGCCAUUUUACAGGUGUUGCGUUCUAGGCUACCAAAGCAGGGCAGGGUGAGGAGAGCUUUAAGCGGGUCCUGAGGAGCUCAGAUGGGUGCAGUGCUGCUGUGCCUCCUGGUCUGAGUAGGGUUCAGGCCAGCCCUGGGCUAUCCCACCUCCCUAUCUUAGCAGAGGCUGAACUUACUGAUACAAUAAACAUUGAUUUAUUUUUCUAUUUUUUCUAAACUGCCUCAACACUCUUCUUGCAGUAGCAGGAGCUGUUAAUGACCCUCAUGGCAGCACUGGAGGCUGCAGCCUGAGCCCCCCACUGCCACCCCGACCUUACAGGAGGCAGCAGCGACCGCGUCCAGGUAUCUCCAUCCCACAGGUUGGAGGGGAGCACCUGGGCAAUGUGAAUCCUAGUGCUGGAGGAGCACCUUCCCAACACAGAGUAUAGGGAUGGCACGCUGUGCCCACAGCCCUCAUUGUGCCUACUUUUAUCACCGUUGCCUAAAAAGCCACUCCUGUGCUGCUCAGCACUCCACUGAGGGAAAGCUUCCAUUGGGUGCUGGGAUCCCCAGGCAGCCCCAGAGCUGAGCACACACACUUGGCACUGCUCACAGCCCCCGGCUGUGAUGUAGAGAGGGGAAAAUGAGUUCCACCCCACGGAGCUGUGGAAAGCAGCUGCACUCUGCGGAGGCGAGCGCUGGCCUGGCUGCUGCCAGGGCUGGCUGUGUGUGCAGCCAAGGGGUGACAUCAGGGAACCUGGGGACGCUGCUUUCGCUUGAUGCCAUGACUCACAGUGGCAGCACUUUGGAGCUGCUACUUCCAA
Molecule: messenger RNA, 3777 nt
Organism: Phasianus colchicus (ring-necked pheasant)
Lineage: Eukaryota; Metazoa; Chordata; Aves; Galliformes; Phasianidae
Gene: APRT
Product: adenine phosphoribosyltransferase
Biological process (GO): adenine salvage; AMP salvage
Cellular component (GO): cytoplasm
Molecular function (GO): adenine binding; AMP binding; adenine phosphoribosyltransferase activity
Source: RefSeq, a predicted model, not a curated record